This is a messenger RNA of Spea bombifrons (plains spadefoot toad), 1453 nucleotides long. RefSeq lists its product as uncharacterized. The record is from RefSeq and is a predicted model, not a curated record. The transcript has 2 exons. The coding region runs from base 80 to 1096 and encodes 338 amino acids. Lineage: Eukaryota; Metazoa; Chordata; Amphibia; Anura; Pelobatidae.
GCGAAACUUUCUAUAUUCUGUAUAUAUAUAGAAUAAAUAUACGGGAGCCGCCUGGAAGAAGCCAACAGACUUUGGAACAAUGAGUCGGGACCAAGAGACUUCUGAGGUUCCAGAUAAUCUCCAUGAGUCGGCCAAAGAAAUAGCUCUGGGGAUCCUGAGGGACGUCCCGAAGAACAAAGAUGAUGUCUUGUUCCAUAUUCCGGAAUACCGGUGGCUUCUCCAAGAAGGGAAGUGUCCGGCGUCCGGCCAAGACCUGGCGGAGCGACAGAUCGAGGAACUCCAGCAGGUGACGUUCCUGAAAGGAGACAAAGAGAACAAAAGCGUCACCGAUGGCUCCGUCGGCCCGAUCUCCUCCGGACCGGUCAUUUAUAUCGUCCCUGCCUUCCACUACCAAUAUCUCGGUAAACGAUCUCGGCCGAGAGAUUUAAUCCGAGGAGUCUCGGGGUUCCUGCCGCGAACCAAGCAGAGAUCUCCAGAGACCGGGCCGGAAACCGGAAUCGCCCGCCCGGACCGCGGGGAGAGGGCCGGCGACCGCUUUAGAUCUCGUUCCAAGGAGUUAAUUUUACUCAGUAAAACAAGAGAGAGGACGCUCAGGAUUCUGAACGACGCUCUGAAUAAGAAAGACGAUCUCUUGGUGGAGAACGCCGAGGAUCUCUUACAACAGCGGAGGUUCCGGAAAGUUCCGCUAAUCAGCCCGUCGCUGGUGGAAAACCUGAUCGCCACGCUGAAGAAAGUGACGUUUUGCAAAGACCGCCCCGAUGAAAUGCGAAGGGGUCACGCCAAUGAAAAAACGAGAGAGAAGGGCCAUUUGGGGCCGCAGUUUUGGGUUCAAAAUAAGUACUUGGGGCUCGGAUCCCGUCCAGGAACGCUGAUUUUAGAAACCGCGCGUUUUCUUGGCUAUGAGCUUUUUCCGGCCCCCAAAGAAGACGGCGCGGGGAAAUCGGGACGUUCUCUGACUGCUUACGAUGUUUGCUGGGCUUUCGAAACUUGGAUGAACCACGACGGGUUUUACACAAAUAACGAGUAUUCCUGCUGCGGAGAGAGAGCCAGAGAUUCCGUGUGCGUCGCGUCUAAAAUGGCUUCCCGUUUACAUUAGAUAUUUGAUCAGCCAUUUAAACGACAGAAUCCAAAUGCUUGCGGUACCACCUUGUGAAAGUAUAUACAAUAAUAAAUGUUAAAGCAGGGAUAUACCCCGGGGAACGCACCAAAUACUGGGGUUCUGCUUUCAGACUAUGUCACCCGAAUAAUCUGCCCAUUCGCCCCUACGUAUUGAGAUUGGGGUAAAAAAAAAACUGCGAUUCAAUGGCAAAGCCUGACGGUUCUGAGAUGUUUAUAGGAACAUAGAAAGGAUCCAGGGCUGGAAGGACCCGGCUGUUAUGAGAAAUUUUAUGCAAAAGCAAACAAAAGAAGAAGGAAAAAGUCUGUAAAUCAGAGCCAUGCAGGGACCGCCAUC